Molecule: messenger RNA, 3921 nt
Organism: Dreissena polymorpha
Lineage: Eukaryota; Metazoa; Mollusca; Bivalvia; Myida; Dreissenidae
Product: MFS-type transporter SLC18B1-like
Exons: 14
Coding region: 148-1530 (460 amino acids)
Biological process (GO): transmembrane transport
Molecular function (GO): transmembrane transporter activity
Source: RefSeq, a predicted model, not a curated record
ACUACCCUUUUUACAGGAGCUCUCCACAGAAGAGGCAUCUGUCAAAUCGUGAGAAUUGCAUAAUAUACCGGUAAUGUUUUGGUAUUUAAGCAAAAUCUAUUCCAUGACACGUGCGUUCAACUUUGCAGAAAGGACAAUCAACACAAGAUGAGUGCUACAGAGAUCACCCCUUUGUUGGGGAACUCAACAUCUGUAAAAGAGGUGGACUUGCAAAAUGGCCUGUCAGCAAAAACAGGGGAAGCAGAAUUUUCAUUCAGCUCAGUUGAUAGGAGGCGCAAAUUCAUACUUGUAUCUAUGGCAUUUGUGAAUUUUUGUGCAGUAUGCAGUUUUUCCAUUCUUGCUCCUUUCUUUCCUAUAGAGGCAGGGCGAAAAGGAGCUUCCCAGACCAUUGUAGGAAUGAUCUUCGGAGUUUUUGAGCUGGUCAUUGUUAUUUCAUCACCAAUAUUUGGAAAUUAUAUUUCAAAGAUUGGUUGCAAGUUCAUGUAUGUCUCUGGAAUCAUGGUUUGCGGAGUUUGUGCCAUUCUUUUUGGAACAUUAGACAUGUCUCCAGAUGGGACAAUCUUCAUCGUGAUGUGCUUCCUGUGUCGGAGCGUAGAAGCACUGGGAUGCUCAGCGUUUGUGACAGCCCUGUGGGCCAUUCUAGCUUAUGAAUUCCCGGACAAUGUAACCACUGUCAUGGGAAUGUUGGAGACUUUUUCUGGUCUGGGUAUGAUGGUUGGACCUCCGAUAGGGGGUGCUUUAUACGAGCUUGGAGGCUAUGGAUUGCCAUUCUUUAUCCUGGGCUCUCUAGUCAUAGUGUGUGGCUUGCUCACGGCCUAUGCUAUGCCUGCCAUUGGUGAAGGGUCAAAACUGUAUGAAGGUUCAUUUUUUACACUCUUAAAAAGUCCACUUGUUUUGGUGACCUUUGUAAACAUAAGCGUGGGAAGUAUAGCUCUCGGAUUCAUGGAGCCUACAUUUGCUGGACAUUUAUCACAGUUUCAUUUAAAAACCUGGCUCUUGGGGUUAAUGUUUUUGAUCGCACCUGCCGUGUACGCCAUCACAGCCCCUUUGUGGGGAUACAUAUGCGAUAAAAAGGGCUAUAUUCGAUUGAUGAUAGCUGGUGGAAACAUUGUGGCGGUCUUUUCUUGGUUAAUAAUAGGACCAGCUCCAUUCCUGCCAUUUGUCCCAGACAAGCUCUAUAUAAACGGCAUUGCGCUGGUGUUGAUGGGCUUGGGGUUAGGAUGUGCGCUGAUUCCAACAUUUAAGGCGCUUUUGAUUGGAGCAAAUUCUCUUGGGAUGGAGAAUAAUCUUGACACGUAUGGGAAAUGCUCCGGCUUCUUCAACUCCAGUUUUGCAUUUGGAGCCUUUCUGGGUCCGACUAUAGGAGGGUUCCUAGUUGAUCAACUUGGUUUCCCAUGGGCCUCGUGUGGAAUAGCUCUCCUGCUAGGGAUUGGGGCUCUUCUUAUGCUUAUCUACAUGUGUCUCGUACGGAAACUUCCAUCACUCCCAGAAAAUCCUGUUUCCAUGGAUACAAAGACUCUCAAUCCAUAAUAAACCGGAUCAAUCUCCUGUCAGAACACCAGUGAAUUACAUUUUGGUUCCAGUGGAAACAUUAGAAACAGAGAUGAGAUAGUUUAGAAAUGAAUCAGCAGCAAUGAUACUCGGCUCAAUCACGGGUUGUUUUCCCUUAAUUAUCAAGCGGUCACUUGCAACUGUAUAUGAGCGGUCACAUGUAACUGUGAUUGUUGUGGACAAGAUCUUCAAGAGAAGAGAUGAAGCAAGUUAACUAGAAGUGAACCUUAUUUUAUGUUGCUUUAAAUGGUAUUAACCAGCAUAAUAAUACGCAUAAUUCUAAAAUACAAAUAGAACACAGUUCAAUUGAAAUUAAAGCGUGCAUCUACAUUUAAUCAUAUAAACUGGUUUCGUUUUGUGUCUGCUGAUUCAGCUGAGUAAUUCAUAAUGUUCUUAUGACAUGAAAGAGCCUUAAUAUAAUAUAUACCCAGUUGUUACUUAUCACAAUCUAAAUUCAUCCCAUUUCAACGGACCUUACUUUAACAUUGACCUUUAUCAAAUCUGGGCUUGAAAUCAAAAUAUGUACAGCCUAGCAAUGCAAUUGGGUGUUUGUGUUUAUUAAACAAAGAUUGAUGUUUAUGUUAUUUGUGUAUUUUUAGCUCAUCUAUUUUUUGAAAAAAAAUUAUGAGCUAUUGUCAUCACCUUGGCGUCGGCGUUGGCGUCCGGUUAAGUUUUGCGUUAAGGUCCACUUUUCUCAGAAAGUAUCAAUGCUAUUGCAUUCAAACUUGGUACACUUACUUACUAUCAUGAGGGGACUGGGCAGGCAAAGUUAGAUAACUCUGGCGUGCAUUUUGACAGAAUUAUGUGCCCUUUUUAUACUUAGAAAAUUGAAAAUUUUGGUUAAGUUUUGUGUUUAUGUCCAUUUUAUUCUUUAAGUAUCAAAGCUAUUGCUUUCAUACUUGCAACACUUACUAACUAUCAUAAGGGGACUGUGCAGGCAAAGAUAUGUAACUCUGACUGGCAUUUUAACAGAAUUAUGUGCCCUUUUUAUACUUAGAAAAUUGAAAAUUUGGUUAAGUUUUGUGUUUAGGUCCACUUUAUUCCUACAGUAUCAAAGCUAUUGCUUUCAUACUUGCAACACUUAUUAACUAUCAUCAGGGGACUGUGCAGGCAAAGUUAUGUAACUCUGACUGGCAUUUGGACGGAAUUAUGGGCCCUUUAUACUUAGAAAAUUGAAAAUUUGGUUAAGUUUUGUGUUUAGGUCCACUUUACCCCUAAAGUAUCAUAGAUAUUGCUUUCAUACUUGGAAAACUCACAAACUAUCAUAAGGGUACAGAAAAAGGACAAGUUGCAUAACUCUGGUUGUCAUUUUUAGGGAAUUAUGGCCCUUUUUUGACUUAGUAACUUUGAAUAUAUGGUUUAAUUUUGUGUUUCGAUCCACUUUACUUCUAAAGUAUCAAGGCUAUUGCUUUCAAACUUCAAAUACUUUCAUGCUAUCAUGAGGUUACUGUACCUGGCAAGUUGAAUUUUGCCUUGACCUUUGACUCUCAAGGUCAAAUUAUUAAAUUUUGCAAAAAUUGCCAUAACUUCUUUAUUAUGCCCCCCUUCGAAGAAGAGGGGGUAUAUUGCUUUGCUCAUGUCAGUCUGUCGGUCGGUCUGUCGGUCAGUCCGUCAGUCCGUCCACCAGGUGGUUGUCAGACGAUAACUCAAGAACGCUUGGGCCUAGGAUCAUGAAACUUCAUAGGUACAUUGAUCAUGACUCGCAGAUGACCCCUAUUGAUUUUGAGGUCACUAGGUCAAAGGUCAAGGUCACGGUGACCUGAAAUAGUAAAAUGGUUUACGGAUGAUAACUCAAGAACGCAUACGUCUAGGAUCAUGAAACUUCAUGGGUAGUUGAUCAUGACUCGCAGAUGACCCCUAUGGAUUUUGAGGUCACUAGGUCAAAGGUCAAGGUCACGGUGACCCGAAAUAGUAAAAUGUUUUUCGGAUGAUAACUCAAGAACGCAUACGCCUAGGAUCAUGAAACUUCAUAGGUAGAUUGAUCAUGACUUGCAGAUGACCCCUAUUGAUUUUGAGGUCACAAGGUCAAAGGUCAAGGUCAUGGUGACCCGAAAUAGUAAAAUGAUUUUCAGAUGAUAACUCAAGAACGCUUUUGCCUAGGAUCAUGACACUUCAUAGGUACAUUGAUCGUGACCCGCAGAUGACCCCUAUUGAUUUUCAGGUCACUAGGUCAAAGGUCAAGGUCACAGUGACAAAAAUCGUAUUCACACAAUGGCUGCCACUACAACGGACAGCCCAUAUGGGGGGCAUGCAUGUUUUACAAACAGCCCUUGUUUAUGAUUAGAUUUUAUUGAUACUUUGACAAAACUACUCUUACCUGACAUACCACAAUAGACUCCACCCAAACCAUCCCCCGUGCCCUUCCCCCCC